AGAAGACAAGCAGACACCGAGCCGUCUCUGCUUGCAGCGACCAGCUACCAUCGCGGAACUAGCACUGUGUGCUAAUCGGUAGAAUUAAACAUACGAAAAAAAGCCUCAUCGAAAGGGGGAAAAAAUCAUCACAUCAGCCAAAAAGAAUAUCCAGCAUCACAUCACGGCUGUCGGCUGCAUAAUUUGCUGAAAGGAUCAGCAUUGGCCCUUUAAAAAACCACAUCAGUCUACAUCUAAUGCAGACACCAAUAUACAAGAGGGCACAAGCGGUUGCAGUCACGUAUAUGGAAAUGAUGUGCUCACCUAGCAUCAACCGUAAUAAAUACCAAUGACUUAUCAGAAUUCUUUGUGUUUCCAAGGAUUUCUCUGCCAUUAUAAAUGCUGGAAGAAGCAUUGUGUAUAAAAGCAGGUGUGCCAGUCAUAGCACUGUAAUUACUAAUGUUUGUUGGACAUUUAUUAAUUUUAAAGAUUUCAGGCUUGGAUCCAAGGUCCUAUAGGGUUGUAUUUCUUUCUAUAUUAAGAAAUUGGAUGCGGAUGGACUAGGAUUAGGAUAAGGACUACUUCCACAGCUCUUUUUGAAAACAAGAGGUGCCCCCAUUCUGUGUCAGCAGCACCACCGAACUGCCCACCAUGUCGGAUGGAAGAAUCUAUGUGGGGAAUCUUCCCAUGGAUAUCCAGGAGAGGGACAUUGAGGAUCUCUUCUACAAAUAUGGAAAAAUCCGUGAUAUUGAAUUGAAGAACAAUAGAGGCACUAUUCCUUUUGCCUUUGUCCGUUUUGAAGACCCACGGGAUGCGGAUGAUGCUGUCUAUGGAAGGAAUGGAUAUGGAUAUGGAGACUCCAAGCUGCGAGUAGAGUAUCCUCGAUCUACUGGGGCUAAAUUUGGCCCCAUGGGAGGUGGUGGUGGUGGUGGUAGUGGUGGUGGAGGACCUAAGGGAAGGUUUGGACCUCCAACUCGAAGAUCUGAAUUCCGCGUCAUAGUGACUGGAUUACCACCAAGUGGCAGCUGGCAGGAUCUGAAGGAUCAUAUGCGCGAAGCAGGGGAUGUUUGUUUUGCAGAUGUGCAGAGAGACGGAGAGGGUGUGGUGGAGUUUCUCCGUCGGGAGGACAUGGAGUAUGCUUUGCGCAGACUGGACCGGACUGAGUUUCGUUCACAUCAAGGCGAGACUGCUUACAUCCGUGUCUUUGAGGAGAGGGGCACUCCCAACUGGGGUAGGUCACGCUCCCGCUCCAGGUCCAGAGGCCGCUAUUCCCCUCCCUACCAUAACAGAGGCUCUCCCCCUCCGCGCUACCAGUCGCCACCACGGCACACUAUGUCGCGUCACAGCCCACCCCCCAGGAGGCACCCUCCUCAGCACCAUAGCCCACCCCCACGCCAUUAUCGAUAGAAAGGCCUGCCAUUUACAGAGGAAUUUGGGAAAAUGUUUUGUAUUUCCACUUUUCAUUUUUUCCCCAGACCUCAUAGGACAUACCAUGGUUACUUCUAGCUACAUACAUUCCACUGUCAGGAUGGCCUGGACCUGUUCCUUCCCACAGCCCGUAAAUUUGUUUUUAUUUCUUUUUUUAAACAUUUGUGUGUUAUCUGUAAGUGGGAUUAAUAUUUUAUCCCCCUUGGUAAGAUAAUAGUGUUUGUCAGUUGUAUAACAUUGGAAGUUUCUUUUGUAAGAAAAUUGAAUAGAAUAAUUAAAUCCUGGGUUGUGAUGGCAGACGGAUGCCAGUACAAAACUGGAAUGCAGUCUUGUCCAAAACAAAUUACACAUUACUCCCGUGAUCAUACUGAAGGUCAUGCUCUUUUGUUGUUGGUUUUUUUUAAUCUUUACAAAAUAUUUCCCCUUUGUGUCACAAUUUUGCUGCCUGAUGUGUGAAGUUUUUGCCAAAUUAAGAACCUGUGAAGUUUUAUCAAUAUCCUCUUACUCAACAGAUUAGUGAGCCUUUUACACUAGUGUCAUGUCAUGUUGACCGUGAGCCUCAAUUUUCUGGGUUUUUUGUAUGUGCGAGCCUCUGACUGAGGUGGCCUGUAGGUGGACUUUAAUUUGCAUGCAUUUCUUUACCAAUAAAAUGCAAACUUUUA
Molecule: messenger RNA, 2069 nt
Organism: Solea senegalensis (Senegalese sole)
Lineage: Eukaryota; Metazoa; Chordata; Actinopteri; Pleuronectiformes; Soleidae
Gene: srsf9
Product: serine and arginine rich splicing factor 9
Exons: 5
Coding region: 631-1386 (251 amino acids)
Cellular component (GO): cytoplasm; ribonucleoprotein complex; nucleus
Molecular function (GO): mRNA binding
Source: RefSeq, a predicted model, not a curated record